This is a messenger RNA of Lytechinus pictus (painted urchin), 1527 nucleotides long. RefSeq lists its product as uncharacterized. Bases 1 to 1527 code for a protein of 508 amino acids. NCBI's taxonomy places the organism in Eukaryota, Metazoa, Echinodermata, Echinoidea, Temnopleuroida, Toxopneustidae. The transcript has a single exon. The record is from RefSeq and is a predicted model, not a curated record.
AUGGAAACACUGGCAUCGAUUCUGCCGUCUCUACAGGCAUCAGAUUGGGCCGUCUCCCUAGACCUCAGGGACGCAUAUUUCCACAUACCAAUUCAUCCUGCUUAUAGAUACCGGGCAAUGCCUUUCGGCUUACGCCCGGCACCCAGAGUUUUCAUUCGUGUGGUCAUCGCAGUGGCCGCCCACCUGAGAGAACGAGGUCUAAGACUUUUCGUUUAUCUCGACGACUGGUUACUGUUCGCGAACUCAAAGGCCAAACUUCUGUCUCACUUAUCCCUCCUUCUGCGGGUCACCCAGGAGUUGGGAUUCGUAGUGAAUUGGGAGAAGUCGGAUCUCUCGCCUUCCCGCGUACCGACAUACGUGGGCGCGGUUCUAGACCUGCCAAACCAGAUUGCUCGACCAAGCCCCGACAGAGUUCGGGCAAUCGUCUCUCUGGCUCGCUCUCUCAGAGAGCGCAGUCUCUCUGGCUCGCUCUCUCAGAGAGCGCAGUUCUGUGAAAGCUCGCACAUGGCUGAGAUUACUCGGGUUUAUGGCAAGCCUUGUCGACAUCCUACGGGAUUGUCGCCUGCUUAUGAGACCCUUUCAGAGACACCUGCGCUAUUACAGACCGAGCGCAGAUUCUCUGCAUCUCCGGAUCCCCCUGUCUCAAGAGAUCCGUCUCAGCCUGGCCGCCUGGACGCGAACGUCCUUUGUAGCGAGGGGCAAGCCCUUCCGCCAGCCGCUCUGACCACAGAUGCGUCGCUUACGGGAUGGGGUGGCCAUUGUGCGGGGGAGAUGGCCUUGGGUGUCUGGUCGUCCCAACGCACCUUACCUCAUAUCAAUGUGUUGGAGAUGAGGGCUGUCAUCAACUCCCUUAAGCAUUUCCGACACAGGUUAGUUGAUCGAACGGUCCUGAUUCGCACAGACAACAAGUCAGUUGCGGCGUACAUCAAUCGCCAAGGCGGUACCCGAUCGAGCUCUCUCAACGCCCUUGCUGCGGAGCUCUGGGAGUGGUGCUACCAUGCGAAGAUCGUUCCAAUUGCCUUGUACAUUCCAGGCAGCCACAACCUGAUAGCCGAUUUUCUGUCCCGGGGCCGGUGCCUAUUAUCCGAAUGGUCGCUCCACCCGGAGAUAUUCCAGUCUAUCCAAGCCCACUGGGGGCCCCUGGAAAUAGACUUGUUUGCCAUGGCUCUCAACCGGAAGUUACCGACGUUCUGCUCUCGUGUCAACGAAACAGUUCUAAGCAACUUCCCUGGAUGCAUUCUCCAUUCAUUGGGGGAUCAGAGGUGUUAUGCAUUUCCUCCGUUCCGCCUAAUACCGCAGGUAUUGAUGAAAGUGAAGGAAGACCAAGCUUGGCUUCUUCUAGUGGCCCCCAAUUGGCAAAGGAGCUGCUGGUUUCCACAGCUCCUAGAAUUGUUGGAGGGGGACCCGCUCAUACUUCCUCUGAGAUCAGACAUAGCAUCUCAACCUCUGUCGGGGAUCAUGCAUCCUUGGCCAGCGGUCCUCCACUUAACCGCAUGGCCAUUAUCGGGCAGGACGCGAGAUCGUUAG